Triticum turgidum subsp. durum (durum wheat) is the source of this 1062-nucleotide messenger RNA. Lineage: Eukaryota; Viridiplantae; Streptophyta; Magnoliopsida; Poales; Poaceae. The record is from the annotation of a GenBank genome assembly.
AUGGUUGAGUGCACGAUGGUAUCGACCUUACUUGACGGUCUUCCUAAUGAAGUGGCUCUCCAGUGCCUUGCACGUGUCCCGUUUGUAUCCCAUCCUAUUCUUCAGCUGGUUUGCCGCUCUUGGAGAGCAUCUGUUCGCAAUGGGGAGCUUCUCAAUGUUCGGAAUCAGAUUGGGGCGACGGAAGAACUGCUAUGUGUGUUGGCAUUCGAACCUGAAAACAUUUGGCAACUUUAUGAUCCUCGUCGAGACAAGUGGAUAACUCUCCCUGUCAUGCCAUCUCAGAUUAGGAACAUUGCCCGUUUUGGAGUUGCCUCUGUUGCUGGAAAACUCUAUGUAAUUGGUGGUGGCAGUGAUAGAGUUGACCCCCUUACUGGAGACCAUGACACAAUCUUUGCGAGCAAUGAGGUCUGGUCUUAUGAUCCUCUCCACCGCUUGUGGGCCCAGAGGGCUCCAAUGCUUGUAGCUCGAGCGAUGUUUGCUUGUUAUGCAUUGGAUGGGAAGAUAAUUGUUGCUGGGGGCUUUACAAACUGCCGCAAAUCGAUAUCAGAGGCUGAGAUUUACGAUCCUGAAGCUGACACAUGGAAGUCCCUCCCUGACCUCCGCCAGGCACACCCCUCUGCAUGCUCUGGUCUUGUCUUCAAGGAUAAGAUGCACGUAUUGCAUAAAGGGAUAUCCACAGUCCAGAUUCUCGAAGAUGGCGGUAAUUAUUGGGCUGUUGAGGACUACUCUUGGCUGCAAGGCCCAAUGGCAAUGGUUGGUGGAGAGUUGUAUGUGCUGAGCAAUAGCUGCAUUAGGAAGCAGCAUGGUGAGAAUUUCCCUGAUAAGAUGGUUCCUUGUGCAUCAGGAUUCCAAAGCAGGAUCGGCUUUGGCAUGAUUGGCUUAGGGGACAGCAUAUGUUUGUUUGGUGGAGUGAUCGGCCCUGGGCCAAGAAAACAGUGCAUUAAGCCAUUGUCUGAUGUUGAUAUCUUGAAUGUCGCAAGCGAGAGGCCAACCUGGCGACAAGGAUCACCGAUGACGCGUUGCCGAGGGAGUAUCGCAGGCUGUGCUCUGCUGAAGAUCUAG